UCUUUCAUCGUGUUCUUCAAAAGAAGGGAAGGCGAGAUGAAGAGCUCUUUGUUGCUGUGGGUGGCCUUGGCCGUGUCCUUGGGAUUCGUCCUUGUGGCAGGUUCUCCAGAGGACCCUGAGGACGAUGAGUACGUGCUGGUCAAUAACAAGUGUCAGUGUGUAACAGUGACCUCAAGGUUGGUCCCCUCCAAAGAAAACCCUGAUGAAGAAAUCCUGGAGAGAAACAUACGCAUCAUAGUCCCCCUGAGAGCCCGAGAGAACAUCUCUGACCCCACAUCCCCACUCAGAACCACUUUCGUCUACCGCAUGACUGAACUCUGCAGAAAAUGUGAUCCUGUAGAAAUCCAACUGGGUGGGGAGAUAUACAAGGCCCAGCAGAGCAACUUCUGCGAUGAACCCCAAACCUGCUAUACCUACAACAGGGACCAGUGCUACACCUCGACCUUCCCAUUCAUCUACCGCGGAGAAACCAAACACGUUGAAGCAGUUCUGACACCAGAAUCCUGCUACCCCGAUUAG
Mesitornis unicolor (brown roatelo) is the source of this 519-nucleotide messenger RNA. RefSeq names its product immunoglobulin J polypeptide, linker protein for immunoglobulin alpha and mu polypeptides (gene JCHAIN). Gene Ontology annotation, cellular component: pentameric IgM immunoglobulin complex. Lineage: Eukaryota; Metazoa; Chordata; Aves; Mesitornithiformes; Mesitornithidae. Bases 37 to 519 code for a protein of 160 amino acids. Gene Ontology annotation, biological process: humoral immune response. The transcript is spliced from 4 exons. Gene Ontology annotation, molecular function: immunoglobulin receptor binding. The record is from RefSeq and is a predicted model, not a curated record.